UCACCCGUCGUGCCCUCAAAGCUCUUCGUUCACGAAGGAGAAGAGAAACUGAAAUUUCCCUCUCUAAGUCUCCGUUUACACCCGCUUCUAGGACUUCAGGGUCCUCGGAUCAUCCUUGCUUGACCCAAACUCCAUUUUCAGAAAGAAAAGAAACAGAAUUGCAGACGAGAAGAAGAAGAAGGAGAGGAAGAUUAACCCGAGAGACGAGAGAGGGAGAGCGAAUGCAGACAGGUGACACCGGAAGCCGGGAAAUCCAGAUAGAAGAUGCUGCUCUCAGCAGCGAGCAAGUGCCUUAUGGUGAAUGCUUACUGCAGAUGGAAGAAGCUCCUGUCAGCAGUGAGCAAACUUCUGAUGGCGAAUGCAACGAAAGCCUGAGAGAAAGGAAUGGUGAAAUAGCAGUGCUUGAAGGUAAGAAUGAUUUAGUUGAGGAAAAAAAGGAAUUUGUUGCACCAGCUGUGGGCAUGGAGUUUGAAUCAUAUGAUGAUGCGUAUAAUUAUUACAACUGCUAUGCCAAGGAAGUGGGAUUUCGAGUUAGAGUGAAGAAUUCAUGGUUCAAGAGGAAUAGCAAAGAGAAGUAUGGUGCAGUACUUUGUUGCAGCAGUCAGGGUUUCAAAAGAAUUAAGGAUGUUAAUCGCAUAAGGAAAGAAACUAGAACUGGUUGUCCUGCAAUGAUAAGGAUGAGGUUAGUUGACUCAAGAAGAUGGCGGAUUCUUGAAGUUACACUAGAACACAACCACUUACUUGGUAACAAGAUUUAUAAAUCAAUUAAGAAGAUGAGCACUGGAACCAGAAGAAAGUCAAAGUCAAGUUCCGAUUCAGAGGUGCAAAAAAUCAAGCUAUACCGUGCUCUUGUGAUUGAUGCUGGGGGUAAUGGGAAUUUAAACUCUGAUAAAAGAGAAGUAAGGAACUUUUCCCACCAUCCCAGCCAGCUCAACCUUAAAAGAGGUGAUUCACAGGCCAUUUAUAACUACUUUUGUCGUAUGCAGUUGACCAAUCCUAAUUUCAUUUACUUGGUGGAUUUCAAUGAUGAAGGGCAUUUGAGGAACAUAUUCUGGCUUGAUGCUCGUUCUAGAGCUUCUUGUGGUUACUUUGGUGAUAUAAUUUAUAUUGACAACACAUAUUUGUCUUGCAAAUACGAGAUUCCUCUUGUCACUUUUGUCGGAAUUAAUCACCAUGGACAGAGUGUGUUACUUGGUUGUGGCUUGCUUGCUGGUGAGACGACUGAGUCAUAUAUUUGGUUGUUCAAAGCCUGGCUUAAAUGUGUCUCUGGAUCCUUUCCUCAAACGAUUAUUACAGACCGCUGCAAGACUCUGCAGUCUGCAAUAACAGAGGUCUUUCAUAGAUCUCUUCAUCGUUAUAGUUUGUCACACAUCAUGAAGAAAAUUCCAGAAAAAUUAGGAGGACUGCGUAACUAUGAUGCAAUUAGAAAGGCAUUGAUUAAAGCAAUUUACGACACACUGAAGGUAAUAGAAUUUGAAGCGGCCUGGGGAUUUAUAGUCCAGCAUUUUGGAGUAGGUGAUCAUGAGUGGCUUCAAUCUUUAUAUGAAGAUCGAGCUCAAUGGGCUCCAGUCUAUUUAAAAGACACAGUAUUUGCGGGGAUAUCUGCUCUAAGACUAGGUGAGGUCCUUGGUCCUUUUUUUGAUAAAUAUGUGCACAAACAAACACCUUUAAAAGAAUUUCUUGAUAAAUAUGAACUCGCUUUACAAAAGAAGCACAAGGAAGAAACACUUGCUGAUAUUGAGUCAAGGAACUCUAGCCCCACAUUGAAAACAAGGUGUUCAUUUGAGUUGCAGCUCUCUAAAGUGUAUACGAGGGAUUUGUUCAAAAAGUUCCAGUUCGAGGUUGAGGAGAUGUAUUCAUGUUUUAGCACAACACAGUUACAUGUUGAUGGGCCAAUUGUAAUAUUCUUAGUGAAGGAGCGUGUUUUAGGUGAAGCAAACCGGAGGGAAGUAAGGGAUUUUGAAGUUCUUUACAAUAGAACAGCAGCUGAGGUUCGAUGCAUCUGCAGCUGCUUUAACUUCUACGGAUAUUUAUGCCGUCAUGCAUUGUGUGUGCUGAACUUUAAUGGGGUGGAAGAGAUCCCGCCAAAAUACAUUCUACCAAGAUGGAAAAAGGAUUACAAGCGUGUAUACAUUCCUGAUAAAGGAUCCAGUCAUGUUGAUGCUAUUGAUUAUGUGCAGUGGUUUAACCAAUUGUACAGAAGUGCCUUGCAAAUAGUGGAAGAAGGGGUCACUUCUUUAGAUCAUUACAAGGUUGCAUUGCAGGCAUUUAUGGAGUCAUUAAAUAGGGUUCAUGAUGUAGAACAAAAGCAAGAAUAACUCAAUCUAUUAAGGUAAAAGCCUUUCCUUUUCUGUAAAUAAAAUUGAUACAUCAUUUUUUUUUUUUCAAUUCCAAGUCUUUUUCUUCUUUUUUUGAAGAGUGAAGAAGACUUAUUAAUUUUUCAACUAUUAAAGAUGUGAUACUUUAGUGCUUUAUUGUUCUAUACUACAUGUUAAUUAGGAAUAAGUUUGCCUAUCGGAGAUUAUUCUUUUAUGAUGGGUGUCUCUUAUAUUUGGUGCAAAUGGUGAGGAAGCAAA
Carica papaya (papaya) is the source of this 2576-nucleotide messenger RNA. It is a transcript of the gene FRS6, whose product is annotated as FAR1-related sequence 6. NCBI's taxonomy places the organism in Eukaryota, Viridiplantae, Streptophyta, Magnoliopsida, Brassicales, Caricaceae. Gene Ontology annotation, biological process: regulation of DNA-templated transcription. Gene Ontology annotation, molecular function: zinc ion binding. The record is from RefSeq and is a predicted model, not a curated record.